AUGGCCCGAUUGGCAAUCUUCCUCUUAGCCGCUGUUGUGUGCGUUAGCGCAAAAUCUUUCAAAGGUACGUACGUAUUCCCAAAUAUCUUUAUUUUCUGUUCAGGAUUUAAGAUGUUCCUGAAUAGUGAUUAUCGCAAAGGAUUGAAGUGAUCUGGAGCGAAAUCUCAUCGUGAAUAUCCGUUUGAAUUAUUUCAGUUAAUAUUUCACGGUUGAAUUAACACAGUUUCACAAUUUUUGUUUCUGAUUUCGAGGGGGUUGAAAAAGUGUAUCCAUGUUUUAUGGCGUUUUUUGGUGGGUUCUAAGUUCACGGUAUUUAUUCAUACGACAUAAGGGAGAAAUCGACCGAUUUCAUAACGAUGUUUCCUUAACCGUUUCAUUCAAGCUGCCAUUUUUUUUUUCAAAAAAAUAAUAAUGCUAAAGUAUAGGUGAUUUUGGCAAUAAUUUGUUCAUGCACAGAGAGUAAGAUCUAAAGUUCAGUAGGUUGAGAUACUUUAGAGUAUUCCUUGUUUAAAAACAUACACUUCCAUUCUUAUAAUUGCCACUUUUGUUAUACACUUGCUGUUUAUUGGUAACUAUAUAGAGACAACAAACUCUCUUUCUCGCUUCAAAUGAAUUGGUUAAAUCAUGACUUUCACGUUUUGGAAUUUCUAUUUGCAUUACCUUCAGACGCCAUUUCACAGCGUCAGUUACCACAUAAAAGGCAAACAUAUAAACGCAAAAUUUGCAACUCGUAAAACACUUUAAAAAAUCGAUGUUGAUUUGUACAUUGUAUGACAGUAAAGUUUAUUACUGCUCCAUCAUUAACGAAGUCAUUAUAUUUGUUUACAGAAAAGAGAGGCGCCAUUCCGUGUGGAUACAGCUGCACUGCUCCAAUGUGUGCACCAACCUGCCCAACCUACUGCUGCGCUCCUCCCCCACCCCCACCCCAACAGAUCCACCAUACCACCAACAUCCACCAUCACCACAUCCAUCACCAGGCACCUCAGAUGCCAGCUCCACCAGCUAUGCCAGCUGUAGCUCCUCCUCCGGCCACUGUUCACAGCCAACAGCACGUCUGGGAAUAUGUUCCACCUCCACCACCAUGCCCCUGCCCCAUGCCUGCUCCACCACCAAUCGUGGUUCCUGCACCACCCCCACCUUGCCCACCCCCAUGCUAUCCCUCAGCCCCUGUGUGCGCACCAUCCUGCCCACCUAUGUGCUGCAAGAAACGAUCAGGAUAA
Porites evermanni is the source of this 1220-nucleotide messenger RNA. The record is from the annotation of a GenBank genome assembly. Lineage: Eukaryota; Metazoa; Cnidaria; Anthozoa; Scleractinia; Poritidae.